AGUACUGGCUGUUUGCAGUGUUUGUCACAGGUUACAUCAUUAUUUAUGCCAAUGUUAAUCAUCUGGCCAUUCUUCCCAUUCUAUAGCAGAUAGAUGUUUUUUCUUUCUUUACCAGGAAUAUCAGUGGCUAUAAAGUAUACUCUAGGAUGGUGUAGAAGUUGACCAUAUAAUAACUUUGAUCGGGGGCGCAAUAAAGAAGGAGUCUGGUGGUGCGGUUGCCAUAGACAACACGAGACAACGAUGUCAUCUCUCCCCACUCCAGAUCCAGAUCUGCCAUCUCGGCUUCGUCUUCAUCACUACCUGGCCCUCUCCCAUGCCCUAAAGAACCGCUAGUAAUAGUAACUUGUCACAUCAACUCUCACUUGAUUCAAAACGACCGAAUUACUCCGCUAUCGCAUGUCAAAAUGCCCACCACACGCCGCCGUGGAGGCAACACCCAGGCGAGACUCUCAUUUGGCUCCCAGUCCAGGGUCAGCAAACCAUCUGCGGCCCAAUCGACGACAUCCCAGAAAGCCAAAAAUCUCGAACCCAUUGCCUCUACGAUCUCCCGCACCCCGUCGCUUGAAAAUGUGUCCGGAUCGGAGCCCGCGCCAGACACCCCCACCGAGCCCUCCCGGCCGCCGGUCGCGGAGUUGGCCUUGAGGCAACAAGCCCAGGCGGAAUUGCAGCAACCUCUGUCGGAGAAGGACAAGCUGGCGCUGAAGAUCACGCCGCAGCAGAUUGAACAAUACUGGAAAGCAGAGGAAAAGAAGCGACGGGGACCCCGAGUCCACCACGAGGACCUCUCCCUGCAGGAACACAUUCUCCGUCACUUUGACCUCUCUAGUCAAUUCGGGCCGUGUAUCGGAAUUACACGAUUAAAACGAUGGAGGCGGGCGGAUUCGUUGAACCUGAACCCGCCGAUCGAGGUUCUCGCUGUGUUACUCGACGAGGAGAAAGGUGUUAGCCAGAGGGCGUAUGUGGACGAACUCAUGUCCUGAGGGUCUUAUUAAUAUGGUGGCGCUGUUUCUUCAGUGGUUUGCAAUAAUUUAUUUUUGGAUUAGCAGGGCGUUAUUUGUUUGCGACGAUUCUACACUCAACCAUGAUGUACUAUACCCAGACUGGAAUGUGUUCCCAACCCAUGGUCAUCCCGAAAUCUUGACUCUCUCCCAAGUUAAUUCUAC
Aspergillus campestris IBT 28561 is the source of this 1163-nucleotide messenger RNA. RefSeq names its product putative DNA polymerase delta subunit 4. Gene Ontology annotation, cellular component: delta DNA polymerase complex. The record is from RefSeq and is a predicted model, not a curated record. The coding region runs from base 405 to 980 and encodes 191 amino acids. Gene Ontology annotation, biological process: DNA synthesis involved in DNA repair; DNA-templated DNA replication. The transcript is spliced from 3 exons. Lineage: Eukaryota; Fungi; Ascomycota; Eurotiomycetes; Eurotiales; Aspergillaceae. Gene Ontology annotation, molecular function: DNA-directed DNA polymerase activity.